GAGCCGCUGGACGGCGAGUCGGAGGGACCGGGAGGGCUGGGGGCGGGGACCGGGGGUAAGGGCGCCCCGACUCUCGUUAGCGGGUCGCGUGCUGAUAGCACGGGUGCGGCCCUUAUCAGCCAGCACCGGCUCCUCCCUCGCUUUCUCUCGGCCCCCUCCUGGGUGGGCCCUGCGCCCCGGGUGCCCCGAAAGCAGUCAGCGGCCGGGGCUGGAGCGCGCAUCCCGCGCAGCUUCCGGAGAGAGGGAUCCCCUGGCCAGCCUGUCCGCGUCGCCGCUCUCCCCCAGGUCCCAAUGGGCCGGACCGUGGUCGUGCUGGGCGGAGGCAUCAGCGGCUUGGCCGCCAGUUACUACCUGAGCCGGGCCCCCUGUCCCCCCAAGGUGGUCCUGGUGGAGGGCAGCGAGCAUCUGGGAGGCUGGAUCCGCUCCUUGCGCGGCCCAGACGGCGCUGUCUUUGAACUUGGACCUCGAGGAAUUCGGCCAGCAGGAGCGCUGGGCGCUCGGACCCUGCUCCUGCUUCUCCUCUGUCCGAGGACGUGUGGGGAGCAGGUGUCUGAGCUCGGCCUGGACUCCGAAGUGCUGCCCGUCCGGGGGGACCACCCUGCGGCCCGGAACCGGUUCCUGUACGUGGGCGGCGCCCUGCACGCGCUGCCCUCCGGCUUCAGGGGGCUACUCCGCCCUGUGCCUCCCUUCUCCAAACCUCUGUUUUGGGCUGGGCUGAAGGAGCUGACUGCACCCCGGGGCAAAGACCCUGACGAGACUGUGCACAGUUUUGCUGAGCGCCGCCUUGGACCUGAGGUGGCGUCUCUCGCCAUGGACAGCCUCUGCCGUGGAGUAUUUGCAGGCGACAGCCGGGAGCUCAGCAUCCGCUCUUGCUUUCCCAGUCUCUUCCAGGCGGAGCAAAGCCAUGGCUCCGUGUUACUGGGGCUGCUGCUGGGGGCAGGGCGGAGCCCACAGCCCGACUCAGCCAUCAUUCGCCAGGCCAGAGCUGAGCGCUGGAGCCAGUGGUCACUCCGUGGAGGACUGGAGAGGUUGCCUCAGGCACUUCACAGCCACCUGACUCGUAGGGGGAUCAGUGUUCUCAGAGGCCAGCCAGUCUGUGGGCUCAGCCUCCAGGCAGGAGGGCACUGGAAGGUGUCUCUAGCGGACUGCAGCCUGGAGGCUGACCAUGUCGUCAGUGCUAUUCCAGCUUCAGCGCUCGGCGCGCUGCUGCCUGCCGAGGCCUCACCACUGGCCGAAGUCCUGAGAACCAUCCGAGCGGUGUCUGUGGCUGUGGUGAAUCUGCAGUACCGCGGAGCUCGUCUGCCUGUCCAGGGGUUUGGACACUUGGUGCCGUCCUCGGAAGACCCAGGCGUCCUGGGGAUCGUCUACGACUCAGUUGCUUUCCCUGAGCAGGAUGGCAGCGCCCCCAGCCUCAGAGUGACUGUGAGGAGGCAGCUUGGCCCAGUGGGGGUUCCAGAGAGGUCCCCUGUGGCCCGGUGUUGGGGGCCAUGCUGCUCAGUGCCACAUGCUCCCCCAGGUGAUGCUGGGAGGUUCCUGGUUACAGACGCUCGAACCCGGAGGCUCCGGCCUAUCCCGGGACCUGCUCCAACGCCAGGCACAGGAAGCAGCUGCCACACAAUUAGGACUGAAGGGGCCACCAAGUCAUUGCUUGGUUCAUCUACACAGGAACUGCAUCCCCCAGUAUACACUAGGCCACUGGAAAAAACUGGAGUCAGCCACCCAGUUCCUGGCUGCUCACAGACUGCCCCUGACUCUGGCCGGAGCUUCCUAUUGGGGGGUCGCUGUCAAUGACUGUAUAGAGAGUGGACGCCAGGCAGCAGCCCAGGUCCUGGGCUCAGCACCCCAUAGCUGAUCCCCACUCCCAGCACCUGCCUGCUGGCGGGGAGUCUCUCACCCAUGACAAUAAAAGUUGCUGGAGGUUG
Pteropus alecto (black flying fox) is the source of this 1922-nucleotide messenger RNA. It is a transcript of the gene PPOX, whose product is annotated as protoporphyrinogen oxidase. Gene Ontology annotation, cellular component: mitochondrial inner membrane. The coding region runs from base 292 to 1791 and encodes 499 amino acids. The transcript has 11 exons. Gene Ontology annotation, biological process: heme biosynthetic process. NCBI's taxonomy places the organism in Eukaryota, Metazoa, Chordata, Mammalia, Chiroptera, Pteropodidae. The record is from RefSeq and is a predicted model, not a curated record. Gene Ontology annotation, molecular function: protoporphyrinogen oxidase activity, oxygen as acceptor.